AUGAGCUCGGGAAACCUUGAGCAGCUCAUCGAAAAGUUGACGGCUGAAAGUGUUGUCGAGAUUAACUGGGACGGCUUCGUCGAGCUAUCGGAUCGUCUCAAGAAGGCGCCUGGAGUCCAUAAAGAUGCGAUCAACUUCGUGAAAAAACGUCUUAAUAAUAGGGACCCACACAUUGUCCAGAAUGCGAUUGAGUUGCUGGACUUCCUUUGGAAGAAUGUUUCUGGUGAAUUUCGCCGUGAGCUAAGCUCCAAAAAGAAUAUCUCUGAAAUCCAGUCGAAAGCAACCGCGUCGGAGCAUCAGAUCGCGAGGAAAAUGCGUGAGAAGCUGCGGGAGUGGGUCAAUGAAGAAUGCAAGAAGGAUCCGGCCCUUUCGUUGAUUGAAUCGUUGCAUCGUGAGCUCGUUAUGUUGGGACUCGAUUUUCCGGGCAAGAAUGACCCCGCUGAGAAUGCUGCGGAGAAGAAACUUAAAGAGGCUUUGUUGCGUAGCGAGGAAGAGCGGCAGCUGCGUGAAGCGAUCCAGGAAUCGUUGAAGGUCGCUUCUUCUUCCAGCACAACUUCGGUUGGUCGAUCUGCUGAAAAGGAGGUUUUCAAAUCGCGUGAAGGAAGCGUCAAUGAGAAGCCGAAAAAGGAAGUGAAGGCCAUCUAUGAUUUCCCAGCCGCCGAGGAGAAUGAGCUUUCUUUUAAGGCCGGCGAAGUAAUCGCUGUUCUCGAGGACAGCAAUCCUCACUGGUGGCGAGCCAGGCUCAACGGCAAAAUUGGCCUUAUUCCUGCGCAGUUCGUCGAAGAUUUUGUGGAAAAGAAGGAGAGUGUGGCGGUCCACCCUAAGGCCGCGGAAGUUCGUGCGAAAAUCGAUGAGUCCACGCUGCUGAAAACGAUUGAGUUGCUCCAGCAGUGUGAUCCCGCUGGUAUUAAGCCUGAUCCCGAGGGACUCCAACAGUUGGAAGCCGCAUCGAACGCCCAGGCACCACUUAUUAAUGAGAAGCUUGCUCAGAUCGAUCGCCUGACGAACAUGCUGGCCAAGGUUGAUAUGUCUAUCCGCAAUGUUUUGUCGGAAUAUGACAGCGCGGUUCGCAAUCCGGUCGUGCCCCAGCCGGUCACCGGUUCCUAUUCGAUGCAGAUGCCAGGUCAUCAUCCUGUACCUUACGUUGAGGCGGCGCUGGAGAAUGUGACCGUGACCAACAGCGCAUAUUCUCUUCACCAGGAGUGGCUGCCGCCUCCUGGACGACCGGUUGCCCAUAAUAGCUCGGAUAUCAAUUUGUCCUUGACUCCUCACCGCUAUGAGUCGUCUGGAUUG
Mesorhabditis spiculigera is the source of this 1293-nucleotide messenger RNA. The record is from the annotation of a GenBank genome assembly. Lineage: Eukaryota; Metazoa; Nematoda; Chromadorea; Rhabditida; Rhabditidae.